Cuscuta epithymum is the source of this 1744-nucleotide messenger RNA. Lineage: Eukaryota; Viridiplantae; Streptophyta; Magnoliopsida; Solanales; Convolvulaceae. The record is from the annotation of a GenBank genome assembly.
ACGACAUAUACUUAUGUAUAGUGUUGUCAGCUACGCAAGAACCUGCGGACUACCACUCUUUCCCUCCCCGUGACCAUAAAACUUUCAGUCUCUUCCCCACUUCGAUUUUCCACAUUCAGGCCCUUCUCCGAUCACCAUUUUCACUCCAUUUUAAAUUCCGCAUUUUGAUUUGCUGGGUUUAAUAUGUGAACAUGUUUUAUUUCUUUGAAAGUCCAACCCCAUAUUGCACUUUCUCCUACAUGUUCCGAUUUUUACAGGCAACCGCCUUAUGUUUGGCGGUGACUUUGCUUCUGGGCCGUCCGGCGGUGGCGGAGUGGGAAACAUGCUCGUGGAUAGUUCCGAUGAGGCACCGGAAUGACAAGAUAUCGAUAACGGACUUCGGGGGCGUCGGAGACGGCCGGACGUUGAACACCAACGCUUUCAGGGAAGCAAUUUACCGAAUAGAGCGGAUGAGGAGGAGGGGCGGGACCCUUAUUUACAUUCCGGCGGGGGAGUAUUUAACCGGACCUUUCAACCUUACGAGUCACAUGACUCUGUUCUUGUCCAGUGGGGCUGUGAUCAAAGCCAUUAAGGAUACAAGGCACUGGCCCUUAAUUCCUCCUUUGCCUUCAUAUGGAAGAGGAAGAGAACGACCAGGCGGAAGAUAUAUGAGCUUUAUCCACGGAAAUGGACUCCGGGAUGUGAUCAUCACAGGUGAGAAUGGUACGAUUGACGGUGAAGGUGAAAUGUGGUGGAACAUGUGGAAGCGAAGAACACUGGAGUUCACACGACCCAGUCUGAUUGAACUCAUCAACUCCAGAGGCAUUCUCAUCUCCAAUGUUAAUCUCAAGAACUCCCCCUUCUGGAACAUCCACCCCGUUUACUGCCGAAAUUUUGUUGUUCGAUAUGUUACGAUAUUGGCCCCUGUUGAUUCUCCCAAUACUGAUGGAAUCGAUCCAGAUUCAAGCUCCCAUGUCUGCAUAGAGGACUGUUACAUAUCAACAGGAGAUGACCUGGUGGCAGUAAAGAGCGGUUGGGAUGAGUACGGCAUUGCCUAUGCCCGCCCCAGCCACGCCAUUACAGUCAGAAGAAUAACUGGGUCAUCCCCAUUUGCUGGAAUCGCAAUCGGGAGUGAAACCUCCGGGGGCAUAGCAGACAUUUUUGUCGAACACAUAAAGCUCUACAACGUUGGGAUCGGCAUUCAUAUAAAGACGGGUGUUGGUCGGGGAGGGAUCAUCAGAGGCAUCACAAUCUCUAAUGUCUACAUGCAGAAUGCGAGAACAGGCAUAAAGAUUGUGGGUGACAAUGGGGGUGACCAUCCAGACAACAGGUUCGACCCGAAGGCUCUCCCGAUUGUAAGUGGGAUCAAAAUCAGGGAUGUUUGGGGAGAGAGGGUUUUGCAGGCCGGGAUGAUACAUGGUUUGAAGAAUGCUCCUUUUAACAGGAUUUGCCUGUCCAACAUCCACCUUAAUGGUGAUGUUACCUACCUGCGAAAUCCUCCAUGGAAGUGCUCAGAUGUUUAUGGUGCUGCUAUUCAAGUUAGCCCAUGGCCUUGCUCACAACUAGCAGCUGCUCCUAACCAUAAAUUUUAUGGUGCAUGCAUCUAUUAAUUUAUCAAUUCUAUUCUUUUUCAGAUUUAUCUCAGUUCUCUUCUUGCCACUAGAGUAACUGUGUAGUAGGUUUGCAAAUGAUUACAUGGAACUCCAAUUCUCUCAAGUGUAAACCACAUACGAAGUAUAAUUUGUUCAAAUAUACUAGUAUACUU